Molecule: messenger RNA, 6326 nt
Organism: Poecilia reticulata (guppy)
Lineage: Eukaryota; Metazoa; Chordata; Actinopteri; Cyprinodontiformes; Poeciliidae
Source: RefSeq, a predicted model, not a curated record
UCUCCUGACUCUCCAUGGUGAAGUGGGCGGAGUCUGAUGUCAGCCCCACCUCUUGUUGACCCCCCCGCCAUGCCCACCAUGGUUUCCAGGCUGCCGAAGUUCGGCUUCCGGCCCCGGGCCCAGACGGCUCCUGCAGCGGCGGCUCCGCCUGGCGGUGUUGCGGCCGCCGCGGGCAGAACUCGCCUCACCAACGGAUUCUACCACCACCCCGGACCGGCGGGCGUCUCCGUGCCCCCGUCCUCUGCGAAGCAGAACGGAUUCAUCCGAGUGCCGUGUUCGUUUUCCGCAAAGUGGAGGAAGGAAAACGCAGCUGAUGGUGACGAGAUAAUGGACGGAGAGGCUGAGUGCAAGAGAGGGAAAGGUGGAAAUGUCGUCCAGAAUCGCAGCAACUGCCAGCUGCAUUUCUACCAGCACGACGCCAGAAAACACACCACAUCCACCACAGCGAAAGGUUGUGGCCAGCUUACAUCAUACUCCUCGUCAUCAUCAUCCCCUUCUCCACAGUCCAGCCCCAGAGCUUUUCCCAUUUCUAAAAAUGGAUCACGAGCUUCCAAACCGACUCCGAACUCUUCUGUACUGUCCAAGCAGAGUGCAAACACAAGUCCCGGAUCCAAAGCAGGGACAAAGGCGAUCGCUUCUCUGAGACCACCUCAGAGUUUUGUUCGCCUGACAGGUACGAGGCCCGGCUCGGGCCCUGCGUCCCGAUCGGGUUCCCCGCUCCUUAAGAAGCCGGCAGCUAGCCGCUCCCAUUCCAGCGACAACCUGGGCUGCGCCGCUUCCACGCGGCUGACAGAAAGUGACCGCUUCCGCUCCCGGAGCCUCACCCAGGUCCGACAGCAGACCUCUCCCACCCUCACCCGGACCACCGCCUCUCCCCACACGUCCCGCCCCUUCUCCACCAACAGGACCACCCAACGGGUUCCCCCCAUGUGCGCCUCGCAGGCUCCUCCUAGAGGCAGCUUGUUGAAAUCGCCUGUGAGCAGAGCCGCAUCAGGCAGGGCGGCUGGCGGCAACCCCUCCCAGCUGCCGCAGUCGGCCCUAAGGAAGCCCCUCUUACCGAGUCCGACCUCCAGGUCCAGCGGCAUCAGCUACAAGCUGUCCCGCCCGUCGCUCGUCAAGCAGUCCAGACCCCUUCGAGCAAAAGGAAUCAACUCAUGCAGAAGUGAUCAGGAAGUAAACAGAGGACCAAUGAGACGUAAGGACUCUGUGGAGACGCCUUCAUCUACCGAAAACAGCCCAGAAAACACUCCAGACGCUCCGGAGACGGAGCAGCUUUCUGACGACCUUGCAUCCCAGGGAGUGGGAUCGAUUGUCGGUGAGACGCUUGAGGACAUGUCCCUGUCCUCCACUUCCUCCCUGGACAGGAAUGAUAUCAGCCAGGAAUACAUGGAUGACUUUGACAAUCUUGGAAACGGAGGAGUUGGCAUCUUACUGUUUUCAUCCAAAAAUGAGGAGGAUGACUCAGGACUCGACCAGUCAUGCACCAGGCUGGAUGACGACAAGGACGCGAUUAGCACGGUUGCCAAGACAACAGGACUGUGCUUCCUGGAUGAUAGUCUGGACUGGACUUCCAUCAGAGGUGAUAAAGACGAGCACCGACUUAACCAACUUGCCCGUCGGAGAAAGUCAAGUCAGCCUGACUAUCAUGAACAGGGUGGCUCCUCUCUGGACCUGUCCCCCUCUGACAGCUGUGGCUCUGGUGGGACCUACAUGUGGGACGAGGAAGGUCUGGAGCCUCUGGGGGGCGCCACCACUACCGCCUCAAUCCACACCAAUAGCAACACCACCCACCACAUCGGGAGCUUCGACUCGGACAUCAACAGCAUCGAUCUCUUAAACAACCUGGASUCUUGUGAUCUGGCUGACGAUGACCUCAUGCUGGACGUGGAUUUCCCAGAGGACUCCUCGCUGCAUAGCGAUGGAGAGGGGCUGUCCAGCAUGGCUCAGUGGAGAAGAAGACAGCUCUGUUGGGGAACGCAGGACAACGACAUGGAGAGUGAUACCCAGUGCUACAAACUCUCUCAAGACCCUGAAACAAAGGAGGAUAAAAUUAGGUCGGCCUGCUGCUCUCCGGUUCCUCAGGCUCUGGGUCUGGAUGUGGAGGAACUCGCUGAGGACUGCUCUGCAGUCCGGUCACAGCUGGAGUUCCUGCAGAGGUUGCUGCUGCUGGAGGAGGAUUUGGACGACGACACUCUGACCACAGACACACUAAGUCCAGAAACAAACGACUUGUCUCACAGUUCAGACUCGCAGGUGGAGGCGCUCCUUCAGGAGGUGCAGCAGCUCCGGGAGGAACUGAGGAGCCGAGACCGGACCAUCGCACAACUAACCAUUCAACUGACUGUUCCCACGCUGACCACCAGGUGUCGCUGUCAGGAGGCAUCUGAAAGGAUGGAGCAGCAAACGCAGACAAGUGUGACAAAAAGCGAGUGUGUGGCCUCGCAGACACCAUGGAGAGAACACACUUCACAGGUACUUCACUCCUCCCAUCAGGAAGACCAGGAACCACUGACAAACCAAGCCCACGCUGAAAUGCUCCCUGACGGUCUCCCCCCAYCYUUUAAACCAAUCGCCGCCACCUGCACAACCCCAACAAGAGCGAUGGACGAUGGAAACCCACAGAAGAAGCCGGGGAGGGAGGAAGAAGAGACGGAAAGGAGAGGGACCGGUUCCAGAUCCCUGAUGCCUCUGCACCSUUCCAAGCUCCGCCUCUUCCUCUCUCAUGCCGCCAAUGGCUCUGCUCCGGCGUCCGCGAAGGCGAGGCCGUCGAGGCAGCUGUUGGAUCGCGUCAACUCUCCGGGGCUGAAGGCGAAAUCCUUCGGCUCCGGAUCGUCGCGUCUCCCCAAACCAAAGAGCUACUGAGGCAGCGAGCGAUCAAACACGCCRACUGGCUGACUGUACCCRUCCUGAAUCCUAAUAUUGAUAUUCUGAGCUCARAUUAAACAAAAAGAGCACUACAUUAGGAAGACUGAUAAAACCCGGAUCUCGGAAGACAUCACGGAUAAAAACCCUGGAUUUGUGCCUUUGAUUUGGAAGACGACGUCUCACUGCGGAUCGCUGGAACCGCACGUCAUUUAAAGUCUAACCUGAGAUGUUUCACAUGCUGCUGCUGCUGCUGCUUAUAUUUUAAUCUUUAUUGGUCCUCUGAUGAGUUUCAGACUGACUGCGCCCCGCCUCUGUGAGAGGAAAAGUGUUUGCGUUAAUUUAAAUGCAGUCUCCGACAUAAAACCWGGCCUUCUUUGCAUUCCAUCGAAAGCACUCACUGUAUUCCUGUACACUGGAGUUAUACAGUACACUUAAAAUAUCUAAUUUCUUAAGUUCACCUUCAGCAACACAUCCUCUCUGCUUUUUUAACYGCUGGUCCAAUUUGUUUCUCCCUUUCCACAACCACAGAAGAGACGGGACCCUUCGUCCUUCUGCCCGCCGUCUAUCAUCUCUUCGUUCAGACAACCUUGACAUGAAGAAAUACUUUUUCUUCUUGAAGCUUUUGAGCCUCAAAYUUUCUUCUUCUUCUUGGUUAAAUCCCCAGCUUCUCACAGGGAAAACUUCCUUCCUAAAGGAAGAGUUUGGAUUUGUCUAGCUGUUGCUUCCACUAAAACCUUCUUCCAAACUAUCCGGUUAAGCUGCACUGCAAAAACACAAAAUCUUAUCAAGUCUUCUUUUUUCUUUGUCUAGUUUCUAGUGCAAAUCUUUUAGCCAUUUUUAAUUUAAAGUGUAUUUUUUUUAAAGUAACUUUUAAGAGCUUCUUUUAAGUGUAUACUUAACAUUGAUGGAAAAAUACUACCUCCAUUGCCAGAAACUUAAAAAUGAGUGAAAAAAAAUCUUCCAAUAGAACUACUAGUAUAUUUUUUUUAAUUAAUUUCAAGGAAGUAUUGACUUAAAACAAGCUGCUGUCUUCCUGAAGGUCUUACUUUAGUCGAGCUAAGAUAUUUGCACUAGAAACUGGACAAAAAUACUUGAUGAUAUUUAAUGUUUUUUGCAGUGUGGAGAUUGUUUUUUCCCUUUUGCUUUAGAACGCCACUCUGGGAUCUUUUUCUGUCUCGCACUGUGGCCGUACUGUGACAUUUCUAUUAACGUAUUUGUUCUCAAUCCUUCUCCAAGCAAUGUUUGAUCCAAGCUCUGAACUGAAGGAUCUAAAUCCUUACAGGAGUUAUUUUAUGGUUAACAUUCAGCAGAGGAGCUGUCGUUUGUUUCAGCAUCUUUUCUUUUAUUUUCUUUUUUCUUUUUUUUUUUUUGUUCCUCAAAUGAAUCCUGACAUUUGGGCUUCGCUUUGCCGUCCGAAGCUGCUUUCAGCCGGAAUGUCACAUUUCCACGGGGCCCAAUCUGAAACCGGGACACGUUUCCAGAACCGUUCCUAACAUUUUGCUAAGUCGAGGAGUUAUGCACUCGCCUGGAUUCCUUCAGGAAGUUUGAACCCAGUGACAUUUUCGCUCCGCCGAUGCCUCAAACCCACCAGUAAGAUCCCGUGUCAUCCGUAUUGGUGACCAUCUGUCAGCUCUGUCUGCUUUCACAUUAAAUAGCUCUGGAAUAAAAUAUGCAACACCGUUAGGAAAAAACUAAAAAAAAAAAAAAAAAAACAGAAACGGACACAGAAAUAUGCAAACUGGCUUCGCUUCAAUUGCACGACUCUAAGUCACAGAUGCUGGUGAGUUUUCAGGAAAGCGGUGACUUUUUUUUAUAUACGACUGGAUGACUCCRUCGUUUAGCUUAAAGCUUUAAUGAGAGAAAKAAAGUUUCUGGGUUUUUGACUGGUGGGAAUAAAUGAAACUAAUUAGAUGUCAUUCUCUCUGAGAUCAUAAACUCCUUAAAUCUGACGCUUUUCAUUUUCUGUGAAAAAAAUGUUUUAGUCMAAUUUUUUGUUUUGUUUUGUGUUAGACCUUUUAAACAUCCAGCUCACCACAUAAAAUACAAGUUUUUAAUGUUUUCUUUGAAAACUAAGAAUCUCUCCYUUUCUUUCCCCUUUCAUAAAUACASUAAAAGUUGAUAAAGAGUAAACUUUACUCUGAAGAGUCUGAAAUCAGUGUAGGAUGAUUCUGUCAGGAGUGAAAUAAUUGAAUCCCAAUGCCAAAWAAAAUAGCAUUAAUACCUCCAGUUUUCACUUCCCAGACUUSUUAACAAUAAUCAAAUGCAAGAGCCAUUGCAUUCAUAGAACAAAAGCAAAAUAAUUUGGUUCUGUUUUAGAUUUUUAAGCAUGAGCGAGAAUCUUCAACUUGGAUUCCUAAUUUCAACAUUUUUAUCAAUUAUAUUAAAAUUGCACUUAGAUUUACAAGAGUCUCUUUGAGUUUAUUUAGUUACCAAAAGCUAUUGCCGACUUUCAAAGACGGAUGUCGCAAAGCCAAAAGUAUUUUAACUUCUAAAUGCGUGAUUUAAAAAUUCAAACAAAAUUCAGUCGGAAUGAAGAGCGAUCGAAAGUUUUGGAUCUCAUCCGGUCAAACUUUGUGUACGUUUCUACAGCWUGAAGAGAGGAUAAAUGUUUAAGUCAACUUUAGUCUGAAUCUGCAUCUCUGAGUUUUAGCAUCGACAUUGAAACCACCUUUAUUAUACAUAUGUUUUAAGAACAAGAAGCGUUAGAUAAAACAAAAAGCUGGUGCGUUUUGUCACAUUUCAUCAAACCAACAAAGAUCCGGCUGUGCAUUUCUUUUCCUUCCUCUUGUCGUUUUGUUUCCAGGCUAAACACAGAUGUUUAYGACGGAGCGCUCACCSGCCUCGUGACUCUCUGACCGCCUCUCUUAUCCUCCUCCCUCCCUCGCACCUCGCCCGCUGCAUUAGUAUUAUUAUUAUUUUCUUUUUAGUACCAGCUGUUAGUCCAGUAGUGGAACGGCAGCUUCUGCCCAGGUGUAGCAGUUAAAGCUUGUUGCCAUGGCAGCUCAGAUCCGCAGCAGCACCCGUGUGGAAUCGCAGCACAUCCUCGUGUUUCUUUUGUUGUUCCCUGUUAAAUGAAUCAUCACACACACACGGUUAAAACCUGCGGGUGGUUGGGCGGGUUGCUUUUUUUUUUUUUUUUCCUCGUCAAAUUUCAUCUUCCACUGGAUCGGAAAAAUACACAUCAAAGUUUUUCAGUUCCAAAAUGUUUUGUUUGAUUUUUAUUUACAUUUUUUUUCCUUGAAAAUGCUAUAGAAAACAAAGAAAUUCUUGUUAAAAGUUUCUACAUUUCAUUCCACUUUUCCGGGUGUUCAGGCUCCAUCUGCGCCCUUUUGACCUUGGUGAACUUUGUCGUUAAAGCGGGGGAAGGUUCGGACAUGCGGCUGCUGCUAAUGAGUUCUUAUCUGAAGCUCAGAGAACACAGGCAGGAUUUUGGGAGUGAUAAAAAAAAAAAAAAAAAAAAA